AGAAUAGAACGUCUUUUAACGUCAAUCGGAGAUAGCAACAACACUUAAAAAUCAUUGCCUUACCAUGUGCUUUUUAAUGGUAGCUAUUUACUAAUUGACUUAAUAACAUAUUUACGUUGAACGUGUGGAAAAAAAAAUUUUUUUUAUAUAAAAAAAAAGAAAAAACAAAACAAAAAAAAAAACGCAAUUAAUCUCUUCGUAGGAAAUCAUCUCUUUGUUUUUAAUGAAUAACUCUAACAAAAUGAAUGAAAAUAUUACGGAUAAUAAAAUCACUAAAAAUAAAGAUCUUCUUAAGCCUGCUAAUUUUGAAGAAGCCAUCGAUUCAGCUGGUUUUGGCCUAUUUAACUGUAUCUUAAUACUUAUAACUAUAUUGUGCUCUACGGCGAAUAUCUUCUCUAGCACAGCAAUUUCAUAUAUUCUGCCGAUAGCUGAGUGCGAUCUUAAAUUAACCUUACUUAAUAAAGGUGCUUUAAAUGCAGUCACUUACGCUGGCAUGAUAACAUCUGCGAUCGUUUGGGGCUACUUAGCAGACACGCAAGGACGUAAAAAGAUUUUAGUUAUAGGUUGUCUAGCGGAUGCCAUAAGCUCAGCUUGCUGUUCUUUAAGUCAAAAUUUCCAAAUGCUUAUCGUAUUUAAAUUUAUCGAAGGCUUUGCAGCUAACGGUCCUUGUGCGGUACUAUUUACAUAUCUAACCGAGUUUCAUAAUGCAAAAAAUAGACCACGUUUAUCCAUGAUACUAGGCUUAAUACAGUCGUUCGCUAGUUUAAUACUACCCAUGCUAGCCUGGUUAAUAUUGCCGCAAGAUUGGGAUUUUAUAACACAAAGCAGUUUUAAAGUACACACUUGGCAAAUAUUUUUAUUCAUUUGCGGUUUACCAAGUUUAUUAAGUGGUAUAAUAUUUCUUGUUUUGCCCGAAAGUCCCAAGUUUUUAAUGUCUCAGGGUCGUAAUACGGAAGCCUUAAAUGUUUUUCAACAGAUUUAUGCGGUUAAUAGACGUCAAUCGAAAGACUUGUAUCCGAUACGACAACUAAUCGAAGAAGUUCCCAGCCGCGAUUCGAUUCACAUUCCAUCAGCGAUCUUCACGGUGGAGGGUAAAUCAUCAAAAUUAAAUAAAAGUCGGAAAACGACAUCAUUUAAGCAAUCGCUACACGAUGGUUGGCUUCAGAUGAGACCCAUGUUUCAUAAGCCUUUGUUAAGCCGUUCUCUGCAUGUAUACUUGAUGCUAUUUGCGUUAUUGCUUGGUUUGAAUUCGAUACGGCUUUGGUUGCCGCAACUAUUUGCUUCAAUCUCUAAAUAUGAGGCUUUACAUACGGAUGCAAGUGAUUCUACAGAUUUGUGCACUAUUGUGGAAUUCAGCGUAAAUAAAACGCAAGAUGUUCAAAGUUAUACUAGCGAUUGCAGCGCGUAUAAAAAUAUUUCUAUGGAUAUGUAUUUAAAUAAUAUAAUCGUCGCCGUGAUUGGUUUGUUGGGUUAUUUUUGUGCUAUGUUUAUAAUUAGAGUUUUGGGUCCAAAACGUUUGGCAAACUAUUCUCUAUUUGUGGCCGCUUUAUUUGGUAUAGGUCUUUAUUGGUCCACUGACAGCUUAGCGACUUUAAUAAUAUCCGCCUUAUUUGUAAAUAUAUCCAGUAUAGCAACAGCCAGCUUAAAUGGUUUAAUAUUGACAUUAUUUCCUACAACUCUAAGAACUUCUGUGGCGUCAUUAUCAAUGAUGUUCGGUCGUUUAGGUUCUUUGUCGGGUAAUUUAUUGUUCCCCAUUUUUAUGGAAUACGGUUGUUUGCCGCCCUUUUUAAUGGUCAGUUCGAUGACAAUCUUUGCCAGUAUACUGUCUUGCUUAUUACCCAAAGAGACAGAUUUAUUGUUUCUUUGAUGAAUGCUUUGAAUCUGAUGUCGAUAGCCAAAAAUGAUUUCCUUUAGGACGAGACAUUUGUUUGAAAUAGUACCCGAAAAUUUUCUCGUAUUUUUCUUGUAUCGUAUUUUUAGUAUUCUGACAUCUGAAAAUGGAAAUUGACAUAUUGUAUGAAUAUGAAUAUGUAACAUUAAGUAUAUUACCACUCACCUUAGUUAAAAUUCUUAUCACG
Molecule: messenger RNA, 2078 nt
Organism: Glossina fuscipes
Lineage: Eukaryota; Metazoa; Arthropoda; Insecta; Diptera; Glossinidae
Product: synaptic vesicle glycoprotein 2C-like
Exons: 10
Coding region: 224-1867 (547 amino acids)
Biological process (GO): transmembrane transport
Molecular function (GO): transmembrane transporter activity
Source: RefSeq, a predicted model, not a curated record